CGUCGGGGCGCUAAGCCUCACGGAGAGGACGCUGGCGCCCCCUGGCGGGCGAGGAGAGGGGGCGGGACUGUAGCGUGCGCGCAGCUGGCUGUCCCAAGUCCGAAACCAGUGCCGCAGGCGGCGAGGAGCGCGGCGCCGAGAUGCUGCGGAUCGGAGCGCCAACCGGGGACUUACCCCGGGCCGGAGAAGUGCACACUGGGACAACCAUCAUGGCAGUACAGUUUGAUGGGGGCGUUGUGGUGGGUUCUGACUCCCGAGUAUCUGCAGGAGAGGCGGUGGUGAACCGAGUGUUUGACAAGCUGUCCCCACUACACCAUCGCAUCUACUGUGCUCUCUCCGGUUCGGCUGCUGACGCCCAGGCUGUGGCCGACAUGGCUGCCUACCAGCUGGAGCUCCAUGGGAUGGAACUGGAUGAACCUCCGCUUGUUUUGGCUGCUGCAAAUGUGGUGAGGAAUAUUACCUAUAAAUAUCGGGAGGACCUGUCUGCACAUCUCAUGGUAGCUGGCUGGGACCACCGUGAAGGGGGCCAAGUAUAUGGAACCCUGGGAGGAAUGCUGACCCGACAGCCCUUUGCCAUUGGGGGCUCUGGCAGCACCUACAUCUACGGUUAUGUGGACGCAGCAUAUAAGCCAGGCAUGUCCCCUGAGGAGUGCAGGCGCUUCACCACAGAUGCUAUCGCUCUGGCCAUGAGCCGGGAUGGCUCGAGUGGGGGUGUCAUCUACCUGGUCACCAUUACAGCUGCUGGUGUGGACCAUCGAGUAAUCUUGGGCAAUGAGCUGCCAAAAUUCUAUGACGAGUGAAUCUUCCUCAGACUUUCUUUCUUAUUUUGUAAUAAACUCU
Rhinolophus ferrumequinum (greater horseshoe bat) is the source of this 840-nucleotide messenger RNA. It is a transcript of the gene PSMB9, whose product is annotated as proteasome 20S subunit beta 9. The record is from RefSeq and is a predicted model, not a curated record. Gene Ontology annotation, cellular component: proteasome core complex. NCBI's taxonomy places the organism in Eukaryota, Metazoa, Chordata, Mammalia, Chiroptera, Rhinolophidae. The transcript is spliced from 6 exons. Gene Ontology annotation, molecular function: threonine-type endopeptidase activity. The coding region runs from base 141 to 800 and encodes 219 amino acids.